Molecule: messenger RNA, 2193 nt
Organism: Zootermopsis nevadensis
Lineage: Eukaryota; Metazoa; Arthropoda; Insecta; Blattodea; Termopsidae
Source: RefSeq, a predicted model, not a curated record
UAAUCUGUAAUGGAACCGACUGAGGGUUGUGAAAAUUUUGUUUAUCAGCACAGCUGUUUUUUGGUUACGUAUGGCUGUUGCGAUUGGCAAAAAAGAGGUUAUGCAUAUGUUUGGACGUUUUAAGUUCUUAUGUUUAAUGUCGAAGAUGGGGAUGUAACAUUUAUAUAUAUAGUAUUUCUUGUUUUAGAAAUAUAUGACUUUUCGAUAUGGGCGAGAGAAUAAGUAAAUUUCUGACAGACAGUUUCAACCCACAUAAUGUUGCUUCAAAUGUCAGAGCUCUCGUAGGUAGGAAACGGAGACGUGAAGAAAGUGAUGAUCAAGAUAUUGAUUCUGAUCAUAUAUUGGAAAAGACCUUACAUACACCAAAAAAGAAAAAGCUUCUGUCUACUGCCCAGUACAUCUAUCGGGCUUUGUUCAAGGAGGGCAAUAACAGUGAUGUUACUGUUAUAGCUUUGGGAAAGCCAUGGCGAUUACAUAAAGUAUACCUUUGCCAGAGUCCUUACUUUGCCAGUAUGUUUUCUGGAUCAUGGCGAGAAGCUAAAGAAGACAUUGUACACAUUAAAGUCAUAGACCCAAAUAUCAAUCUUGAUUCUUUGUACACAGUUCUGGGUUCCCUCUACCUUGACGAGAUCACGCUGGAACCAAUCGAAGUGGUACCAACCCUUGCAACAGCAACUUUAUUUCAGCUGGAAGGAAUCAUUGAUCAAUGUGUAGAGAUCAUGAUUGAGACUGUCAAUGCUGAGACGGCAGUUAAAUAUUAUGUGGCAGCUUGUGAGUACGGAGUUCAGAAAGUGAAGGAGGCAGCAUUUAAAUGGUUGCUUAUCAAUCUAUUAAGUCAUUUCCACGAGCAGUCCAGAUACCUUCGUGAAAUCAGUGUGGAUCUGAUGGAGAAACUGGUGUCCAGCUCAAACCUCUUUGUGAUGCAGACAGAGUUUUCUAUUUAUGUGCUGCUCCGGUUCUGGGUGUUCUUACAACUCCAUCCUGAAUGGGACUCUUCAUCGAGGGAGAGCCUUCUGGAAGCACAGCACUAUUUUCAGAAUCGGAAAGAUGAAGAACCUUUCCUUGUAAGCAAUGAAGGCAUAAGUUUUGCUGGUCCAUUUCAAGCCUUGAGAUUCAAACACCUAGUGAACCACCAUCUGGAUAUCGAUAUGAUAAAGUGUGAUCGAAUUAUGCCAGCUGAAUGGCUGUCUCCGCCACUGUCGCAGCAGUGGUACCACAUGUUGAGAGUUGACCAAGGCCUCGACAGAGGAACUGAACAACUGACUUAUUGAAUACAAGCAUAAAAUGAUGAGUUCUUGAAUGACUGUGUUCGCUGUGGGAGAACGUUAGUGAAUUCAGGUGAACAUGUCUGGAGGUGGACUGGUUUUAACAUGGGACUCGACCUCAUUUGGUCAUGCAGUACUCACACACUUCGAGUGAAAAGAAACCAUCGCACGGACCAUGAGGUGAUGCUGAGUAUGCAGUCUCGGAGACAUAUUAUGUGCAGGGUGACAUUAGCAUCCUUAAAUGAACAAAGACAAGUGAAACACACACAGUCGACUGGUUUAAAGUGCCUCACCUUGUUCAAGAAUGAGGAGGUGACUCUAUUGGUACUUGAUAAGGAUCUGACAUACCCAUUGCUUCUGAGUGUCAACCUGUUGUUCAAUACUGCAAUUGUUCCAUCCCAAGAAUCAGGUUCCUCCAGCGAACUUCCGUUGUCGUCACCAUCACAAAAUGUGAAUGAGGAAGUCUAGUCUUGUGUGAAUUUGAAAGAUUUACUCUAUGAAUGCAGGUCUGGAAAAUCUUUGUCCUGCAAAGAAAAUAAGACUUUAUUUUAAAACAUUGUUUCAGUUUUGAAAACUCACAGGGAAAAUUCAUUUACAUUUGGUGCUAUUAUUUGACUGAUUUUUCUGAAUGUACAAUGUGAAAGUCAAUAUUACCAGUUUAUAAUUUGAAUAAUUAGUGAUGAAUGUAGUUACCAAAGUUAAGAACACAAAGGACUGGAUCUUUGGGUUGGAGGUAAACAUGACUUUUAAUUUUAAUAAAUUAGGUUUGUGCAAAAUAGCAUCAAUUUAAUGCUCAUACAGUACUUUAUAUUUUGUCAGACUACAUUUUAUUAUAACAUGUAUCAACCUAUGUAGUGCUUCCUUUUUCAUAAUUAUUUGUUUCAUACAAAAGUGAUAUUUAUUAUAUUAAAAUAAAAAAUACUAACUA